This is a messenger RNA of Falco peregrinus (peregrine falcon), 2167 nucleotides long. It is a transcript of the gene RIOX2, whose product is annotated as ribosomal oxygenase 2. The transcript has 11 exons. Gene Ontology annotation, molecular function: histone H3K4 demethylase activity; histone H3K36 demethylase activity. Gene Ontology annotation, cellular component: nucleolus. The record is from RefSeq and is a predicted model, not a curated record. NCBI's taxonomy places the organism in Eukaryota, Metazoa, Chordata, Aves, Falconiformes, Falconidae. Bases 236 to 1651 code for a protein of 471 amino acids.
UGCACAGCUCCCGGGGGCGGCAGCGCGGCCCCCGCCGCCACAGCGGCAGCCCACGCAGGUUCGGGCCAGGGGCCGCCGGAGGAGGUCUCGCCCCCGGCCCCCUCAGCCCCGCCGCCGCGCAGCCUCGGCCGUGCCGCGGCGCCCGCAAGCGCCACCUCCGUGACACGCUCCCGCCCCGGCCCGGCCGCCAUUGCCUGCCGCCGCCUGCCCCGCCCCGCCCGCUGCGGCCCGGAACAUGCCCAAGAAAGGAGGGAAGCAUGCUGAAAUGGGAAAAGAAAUGCAGGCACAGUGUAAACGAGCAAAGGUGGAAGCGGCUUGCUCUCCGUUGAUCAUGAAUUUUGACAGCCCGGAGAGCCUCUUUGGAAGCUUGAUCUCUCCCAUCAAAGAGGAGGUGUUUUUCAGGGAGUAUUGGGAGCAAAAGCCACUGCUUGUUCAGAGAGAUGAUCCCUCGCUGGCUGCUUACUACCAGUCCCUAUUCCAGUUGUCAGAUCUGAAGGAACUGUGCAGCCAGCGUCUAUACUAUGGGCGAGAUAUAAAUAUCUGCAGAUGUGUGAAUGGAAAAAAGAAAGUUUUAAAUAAAGAAGGCAAAGUGAAUUACAUGCAGCUGAAGAAGGAUUUUGACCAGAAAAAGGCAACAAUACAGUUUCAUCAGCCUCAGAGAUUUAAGGAGGAGCUGUGGAAGAUUCAGGAGAAGCUGGAGUGCUACUUCGGGUCUCUGGUUGGGUCGAAUGUUUACAUUACUCCCCAGGGGUCGCAGGGCCUUCCCCCUCACUACGAUGAUGUUGAGGUGUUUAUUCUUCAGCUCGAGGGCGAGAAACAUUGGCGACUCUAUAAACCAACGGUGCAUUUAGCUCGGGAAUAUAAUGUUGAAUCAGAAGAUAGGAUUGGGAAUGCCACACAUGAAUUCACGUUGAAGCCAGGUGACUUACUGUACUUCCCAAGAGGGACUAUUCACCAAGCUGACACUCCUCUUGGCAUCUCCUAUUCCACACAUGUGACCAUCAGUACCUACCAAAACAACUCUUGGGGAGAUUUCUUACUGGAUGCAAUUCCUGGCCUUGUGUUUGAUACAGCAAAAGAAGAUGUGGCGCUGCGGACAAGCAUACCAAGGCAACUGCUUAUGCAGGUAGAGGUAGCUGACUCGGCAAAAAACCUGAGUAGUCUUUUGAGAAGGCUUGCAGACCGUCUGGAAAACACCAUUGAACUGAGAUCGUCUGACAUGAAGAAGGAUUUCAUUAUGAACCGGUUGCCACCUUGGUUGGGAUGUAACUCUGACCCUUUGACUCCAGGUGGGAAACUGCCAAAAAUAGAUAGCCAAAUUAGACUGCAGUUUAGAGAUCAUGCUAUCAUUACAGUGGAACCAGAUCAAGAGAACUCUGAUGAAAUUCGCAGAGAGAUGGUUUAUGUGUAUCAUUCUUUAAAGAACAGGAGAGAAACUCACAUGAUGGGGACAGAAGGCGAUGCUGCUGGCGAGGAGGGCACAUUGCAGCAGACUCAUGGACUGCGGUUUCCUUUGUCAUACUUGGAUGCACUGAAGCAGAUCUGGAGUAGCAGCACUGUUAAUGUUAAAGAGCUUAACCUUACCUCAGAUGCGGAGAAAGAAAACCUUGCCUUGUCGCUGUGGACUGAAUGUCUAAUUGAAGUUAUUUGAUGCUUUUGUGACUUAGUUGCUCCUAGUUCACCAGCAAGAAAACCUGUUUGCACCGAGAGAAACAAAAGCUGCUCAGCAGAAGCUGUGUAUGUUGUUUGCCGAAGGGGGCCAGACUUUGCCCAAGAACACCCCUUUCCUCUCAGAUGCUGCCACCACUGGAAUAAAACCCAAACAACAGUAUUAAUAGUAUUUAACCUCGACCUCCCCCAGCACCAAUUUAAUAUGAAAGUAACCCAAGCCUGUGACCGGAAUCUGUAUCUUCAGUGCUCACUCCAGUGGGUUUUGAUGGGAGUAGUAUGGUUAUUUAAAUACUUGAACAUCAACAUUUAAUAUACAAACUAAUGUAACAGCACAGUCCGAGUGCUUACCCCUUUUUUGUCCAUUUGAAGGGAAAUAUUUUACUGGAAUGUGCCUGACUAUUGCUGUAUUUGGUCUGUUAAAAAAAGAAACCACCAAGCAAAAUGUUUCUCCUAAAAAAUAUUUUAUACAAUUAAAAUACACAUGCUUAGCAUUUUA